Molecule: messenger RNA, 3929 nt
Organism: Danio aesculapii
Lineage: Eukaryota; Metazoa; Chordata; Actinopteri; Cypriniformes; Danionidae
Gene: lpin1b
Product: lipin 1b
Exons: 20
Coding region: 336-2774 (812 amino acids)
Biological process (GO): cellular response to insulin stimulus; fatty acid catabolic process; positive regulation of transcription by RNA polymerase II
Cellular component (GO): mitochondrial outer membrane; nucleus
Molecular function (GO): transcription coactivator activity; phosphatidate phosphatase activity
Source: RefSeq, a predicted model, not a curated record
ACAACUUACUAUUAUCGGCUUCUCUCCAGUCCUGUUAGCCGGAGGAUUCAAAACAUUCCCUUUCUGAAAUGGGAUUUAAAGAGGCGAUUCAGGAGCGCAAUUUAAAGGCGUGAGUGUGAAUGACAGUAAACAGGAGAGAGGAAGGAAACAAGUCAUUUCCUUCGAUUGGCUGAUUUUUCUUAGCUGGGUAUUUUUCGGUGUACGUGACGUCACGCACGUCGGUCAGCGAAUAUGACCGUGAGAAAAUGAAUAUAUAUGAAUAUUACUGUAUCUGUCCUUCACUGCUCUAAAAACACGAUGAGCUGAACGGAGCUUUACUACAGGAGACUCAGACCAUGAAUUACGUGGGUCAGCUGGCGGGGCAGGUGUUCGUGCAGGUGAAGGAGCUCUACAGAGGUCUGAAUCCUGCAACACUCUCCGGCUGCAUCGAUGUCAUUGUUGUCCGGCAGCCGGACGGAGCGCUGGUCUGCUCUCCAUUUCAUGUGCGCUUCGGAAAAAUGGGCGUCCUGAGAUCACGAGAGAAAGUGGUGGACAUUGAGAUUAACGGGGAACCUGUUAAUUUACACAUGAAGUUGGGUGAAAAUGGAGAGGCUUUCUUUGUGAAGGAGACUGAAGAUGAUCAGGAAGUGAUUCCGCCUUACCUGGCAACAUCUCCUAUUCCGUCUGACGGAGGCGUUAUGACAGGAUCAAGCAAUGAGAAUAGCUUAAUGAAGAAGAGGAGGAAGAGGAGGAAGAAGUGCCGAAUGGAGGAUGUGAAAAGAGAGGAGAGCAUGGAGUUCUCGGACGAGGAGCUGUUCAACAUGGACAUUAACAGCAGUGAGCAGUCCGAUCAGAACAGAGACCUGUCGAGUGGAGGAUCAUCCACUGGAAACAAACAAAAUACAAUUUAUGCUCACUCAGAUGGAGACUGGAGUCCUGUUCACAGUCCUAAUGCGUCUCGUCCGUGCAGCCCUAAGAGUGACUCUGAGCUGCUGUGUAAAAAUCACCAGGAGGAUUCGGCCAUGUCGUGGUCCUGGGGGGAAUUACCACAAACCGCCAAGCCAUCAUUUCUGCCAGCAAAACCAAACGUGCUGCCCUCGUGCCCACUGUCAAUCCCCGUCUCUAACAACACACAUUUCAGAGUCAUCACUGAGACGGACACACACCAACCCCACAGAAACAGGACAUUAUAUGCUGAUGACCAACCAAAUGCAGAGAAAGAGUGUGAAAAGCAGGAUAUGACACGAAGAGCUUCUAUGAUGUCAGAGACAGAAGUGGGAGGAGCAAGUACUGUGCCCCGCCCACAAAAUAAGACAGAAUCUUCUUUGAAAAGUAAAGAUAAGAAAAGCCGCCAUCUGGGUUCUGAUGGCGUGUAUUUAGAUGAUAUUAAAGAUCUGGAGCCGGAGGUGGCGGCACUUUACUUCCCUAAAAGUGGAUCAGAGCGUCAUGGCGAGGAUCGUGUGACCGUCUCUCCUCAGUCUAUGUGCAGCUCAGGAGCAGACAGUGGAGUCGACAGCUACGACCUGCCGUCCAUGGCCAUCUCUCUGUGCGGAGGCCUGACCGAAAACAGAGACAUCACUAAAGAGCAUUUCCAGCAGAAGUCUGUGUCCUUUCAGCAGUUUUCAGAUAAUCCAUCCAUCAUUAAUGACCCUAAUCUUGUGGUGAAGAUCGGCUCUAAGUAUUAUAACUGGAGCACCGCUGCACCGAUUAUGCUGGCCAUGCAAGCCUUCCAGAAACCAUUGCCUAAGGCCACCGUAGAGAGACUUACAAAGGAAAAAAUGCCCAGAAACCGAGGAAGAUGGUGGUUUUCAUGGCGAGGAAGAACAAGCAGCUCCAAGCCGGAUUCAGUCUCAGCGUGUGCUGCAGGAGACGAGAACAUCAAAAAUAGGAGAAAAGAAGAGUCCUCCUCCAGUGAUGAAGAUUUAUCUGCUAAACAAACACCUGCCCCUGUGCACACAGACCCCGCCCCUACAGGAGGGGGUGUGUCCUAUCAGAAAACUCUCCGCCUCUCUUCUGAACAACUUGUCAGUCUGCAACUAAAGGACGGUGCUAAUGACGUGGUGUUUAGCGUGACGACUCAGUAUCAGGGCACGUGCCGCUGCGAGGGAACCAUCUACCUGUGGAACUGGGAUGACAAAAUCAUCAUAUCAGACAUCGACGGCACAAUCACCAGGUCAGAUAAACUGGGCCACAUUCUGCCCACUCUGGGUAAAGACUGGACCCAUCAGGGCAUCGCACAUCUGUAUCAUAACGUCAGCCAGAAUGGCUAUAAGUUUCUGUAUUGUUCAGCGAGGGCUAUCGGUAUGGCAGACAUGACUCGAGGUUAUUUGCACUGGGUCAAUGAGAGAGGAACCAUGUUACCACAGGGACCCGUUUUACUGAGUCCCAGCAGCCUGUUUUCAGCACUGCACAGGGAGGUGAUUGAGAAGAGGCCAGAGAAGUUUAAGGUUGCGUGUUUGACAGACAUUAAGAAUCUGUUCCUCCCAAACACUGAGCCCUUUUACGCAGCGUUCGGGAACAGAGACACUGAUGUGUUUUCCUAUAAGGAGGUUGGUGUCCCCUUAAACAGAAUCUUCACUGUCAAUCCCAAAGGAGAACUGAUCCAGGAACACGCCAAGACCAACAUCUCAUCGUAUGUGCGUCUGGGUGAGGUUGUGGAUCAUGUGUUUCCGCUCCUGAAGCGCAGCAGCUCAUCUGAUUUCCCCUGCAGCGACACUUUCAGCCAGUUCACCUUCUGGAGAGAACAGCUCCCUCUGCUGGACAGACAGAUAGCAAACACCAUCAACACCACUUGAUGGACACUAAAAGACAAUGGGGUAUAUACACACAGAGUUUAGUUUUCAGUCAGCCAGCCCAAGCAUUUACAUUUACGCCAAAUCGCCACGUUUCAGAUCUGAUUUCUUUAAAUCUCAAUGAUCUUCACAGCCUGAUUGAUACACAAUAUAAAGUGGGUCUCAGACCAGAUAAAAAGCGCUGUCUUAAAUUCCAUUUUUCCAUGCCAUGUCUUUAAAAAAUGGACAUUUAUUUUACCCCAGUAUUUUCAAUGGAGUUUCUGCGUUCAAGCUACUGAUGGUGCUUGCUUUUAAAUGGUCUUUCAUCUCGUUUUACACUUGAACAACUAAAUGAAUGCUUAAGUCUAUUCAACUGAUUGUGUUUUAAUUACAUUAACACAUCAAUGCUGUAAAAGGAAGCUUAUGAAAUUGAAAACAGUAACAUAUACCUUUCACCGGACGUUUAUCACUGGCUGAAAACACUAGCUGUGCAUAUACCCUAUUACAGUCAGAAAAGGUGAACAUACUAAAGUCAGUCCAAAUAUAUAUGGAAAAGCACACACAUUACUUAUGUGUGUUUCUGGACCUCAGAAAUACUGCACUUUCUUUAAUAGUAUUAAUAGACGUGUUUGUGAUUUAUAGGAUAUUGUUAGUAGAUUUUUACAAAUUAGCUCAUAUAUAUAUAUAUAUAUAUAGUGGAUAUAUUUUUAUUGCAGUGAUCAACAAACUUCUGUUAGUGUGAGGAAGACUCAGGAGAUUGUGGAUCCAUUUGCAAUGCAAGUCAGAGAGACAGUGUAACACUCACUGAAACGGAUAACUGGGCUUUUAAAGCAGGCGUUGUCAAACAGAGCAAUGGUCAGGGCACACAGAGAGUUUUCAUAUAUGAGAAUCCAGGCGAGGGUCUGGGCUGGUGAUAGAGGUCUGGAUGCAGACCUGGUGCAAUGCAAUCUGAGCUGCAUCCAAUGCUUUUUAAUGUGUUCACCUAACCCUACCCCUCACAGUUACGCCACUAGCUCCAUUGAGUGCACUGUGUCUAAAUCUCAGCUUGCAACAAACAAGUCGGCAACCAGGAAAACAGUCCAAAGAAAUAUAUCAAAUGCUCAGAAAUGUCCGCUUAGCAAAACAAGACUUCACAAGGAACUGCGGUAGAAGUCUGUAUGUCUGUAUGUAUAUGUAUAU